Candoia aspera is the source of this 4615-nucleotide messenger RNA. RefSeq names its product solute carrier family 2 member 2 (gene SLC2A2). Gene Ontology annotation, cellular component: brush border; membrane. Gene Ontology annotation, biological process: monosaccharide transmembrane transport. The transcript has 11 exons. Bases 153 to 1700 code for a protein of 515 amino acids. The record is from RefSeq and is a predicted model, not a curated record. Gene Ontology annotation, molecular function: hexose transmembrane transporter activity. Lineage: Eukaryota; Metazoa; Chordata; Lepidosauria; Squamata; Candoiidae.
UUGUCUCCCACCAACUGUCUCUCCUCCUCCUCCUCCCUCUCGGGAUUUCAUAUGAUCCACUAUGCCUGUCCAGCUCUUUAAGCAACAAAUCUAAUAAAGGUUGGAAACUCAUCUUUUGCUCAAUUCUUUUGAGCAAGUGGCUACCAGCAUUCAUGGAUCCACUGAAAAGAACCACGAGGGUGGCGAUGAAACCUAAGCAGCGGUUACUGAAGGACGUCACUGGUACUUUGUUUUUUGCCGUCUUUACUGCAGUGCUGGGUUUUUUCCAGUAUGGCUACUGUAUUGGAGUCAUCAAUGCUCCACAACAGGUCAUCAUGAUCCACUACGCAAUGGUCCUGGACAUUCCAAGUACUAAAGAUGAGACUGGUGCUCUUGUGCUUGAUGAAGUAUUGAAAGAUCCAACAAUCAUGAUGCUCUGGUCCUUGUCUGUGUCUAUGUUUGCUGUUGGAGGAAUGAUUUCCUCCUUCACUGUUGGCUGGAUUGGAGAAAAGAUGCCAAGAGUGAGAGCCAUGCUACUAGUGAAUGUCCUUGCAGUGUCUGGGAAUAUAUUUUUUGCAGUGGCAAAACUUGGUCCUUCCCACAUCCUGAUAAUUAUCGGAAGAUUCUUGACAGGCUUGCAUGGUGGACUCUCAUCUGGACUUGCUCCAUUGUAUAUUGGAGAAAUAGCCCCUGUUGCUCUCCGUGGAGCUCUGGGCUCCCUGAAUCAGCUGGCUGUCGUUAUAGGGAUUCUCAUCAGUCAGGUUCUUGGAUUGGAUGUCUUGCUGGGCAAGGAGAGCAUCUGGCCAUUGCUUCUGUGCCUGUCAGGUUGUGCAGCGGUUUUACAGAUUUUUCUGCUCCUAAUUUGUCCAGAGAGUCCUAGAUACAUGUACAUAAAAUGUGGAGACGUUGAAGGAGCCCAAAAAAGUUUAAAAAGGCUGAGAGGAGAAAACUAUGAUUCCACCAAAGAAAUUGAGGAGAUGGAGAAAGAAAAAGAAGAAGCAUUGAAAGAAAAAUCUGUCUCCAUUUGGCAGCUGGUCACCACCGCAACCUACCGCCAGCCAUUCCUGGUGGCCAUAGGAGUUCAUAUUGCUCAGCAGCUUUCUGGGAUUAAUGCUAUCUUCUACUACUCUACUGAUAUUUUUACCAAAGCUCAUGUGCGCAAGCCUAUUUAUGCAACCAUAGGAGUGGGCUUUGUGAACACUGUGUUCACUGUUGUUGCUGUUUUCCUGGUGGAGAAAGCAGGGAGACGGUCCCUCUUUAUAGCUGGUCUGUUAGGCAUGAUGCUGUGUACCGCAACAAUGACUGUUGGUCUCGUGCUUCAGCCCCAGCAUAAGUGGAUGAGCUACGUCAGCUUGGCUUCUGUCUUCCUCUUUGUGUCUUUUUUUGAAAUUGGGCCAGGACCGAUUCCCUGGUUCAUUGUUGCAGAGUUAUUCAGCCAAGGUCCUCGCCCAGCAGCUGUUUCAAUAGCUAGUUUUUCCAACUGGUUCACCAAUUUCUGCAUUGGAAUGUUCUUCCCAUACAUGGCUGAACUAUGUGGCCCCUACGUCUUUCUGAUCUUUUCUGGCCUCCUCGCCUUUUUUGUUUUAUUCGUUUACUUUAAAGUGCCAGAAACCAAAGGCAAGUCCUUUGAGGAAAUUGCAGAAGGGUUCCGCCACCGGAGCAAGAAAGAUACUGGGAGACCUACUGAAAUGGAGUAUCUGGGAGCCAACCAAGAGGCUUAGAGGCAUUGCUGCAGGAGGAAGACUUGGAAACAGCAUGUUAGAAGCUCUGGAAAAAGCAGGUUUAAAAAAUGUAACGUGUGGAAAAUUAUACUGGUCAGUCAAAUCUGUUCUCUGGCUUCUAGUGGAUGAUUUUGCAGGGCGCUCUCUGGUUUCCUGACUCCCUCAGGAACAUACUGAGUUAUGGUGUCUUACAAGCUUUAUGCAAAAGUGGCAAAGGAAGAAACUUCAGGAGGAGCUAUCAAUUAAUGGGGACCUAUAGACCAGGUAAUCUGUUGUAUUCCCUGGGAUACAAGAGUGGUCCUUGAGCAAAAGAGAAGGCACAAAACAGAGGCUGUUCAUUCUCCAAAAUUUUGUGUGUGUGUAUAUAUAUACAGUGUGUGUGUGUGUGUGUGUAUACACACACACACACACACACACACACACACACACACACAUAAAUAAAAAUUCCAACAAUAAGAAGGUGUUUUGCCAAUCAGACAAACCCACUGCAUUUAUAUUGGUUUGCCCCAUUUAAGCAGAAAUUUCUGUCAUUUCCAUCGUCUUAUUCUUAGGUUGCUCUGGACUUUGAAAAGUGAAAUGCCACCAGGUCAUAUUGCACUUCUGCCGCAUCUGAUGUCCAAUUGCUGCAAGGGUGAUAGUAGUUUAGGAGGAGAAUACAGAACAAGAAAAGGAUUUGGUCAAAAAGUGAAGCUUGUGAAAUCAGAGGAUGUAGUCAAAGCGGCUGUAUUCCUCCUUUUAAAAAAAACCAAACAAAACCUACAUUGGAGAUUGGCAGGUCUCUCACCAGUCUUCACUUCCUCUGAUAGAGAGCCAGUUUGGUCUACUAGUUGAGGUGCUAGGCUAGAAACCAGGAGACUGUGGGUUCUAGUCCUGCCUUAGGCAUGAAAGCUGGCUGGGUGACCACUUUCUCUCAGCCCAACUUGGUGCAAUGUAGACUAGCCUCCUCGUGGUGCACCCUGGGCAACGUGACUUGUCACGGCUAAAUAGUCAACACAUCUGGCUGCUGGACCUCACAAGGAUUUCCCAGCAAGAAAAAGCAGCAUGAACACUGAACCGCUAUGCCAUACAAUUAAAACAACAACUUAGCAAUAACCGUAGCAAUAACCAAAUACAGACAGUCCCUCAGAUAGUUAGCAUCCUGAAUUGUAUUCAAAAGCCUAUUAGUAACCAAUGCAGCUCAUGAAGCAGAGGUAUUAUGUGGGCAUACUGUGGCAUGCCCGUAACUGCCUUCCAGAGGUACCUGGAAGGCUACUUAUUAAAAAGCAUUGUGCAGCAGUUCCAUGCUUUCCUCCUUAACAAUAUUUUUUUUCUAAAAUGAAAAAUGAUGGGAGUGGCUGGAAAAUACCAUCUUGCAGCAGCUGCUGCUGUUCUUUUACAGUUGGAAGUAGCCAUUGCCUGGAUCUUUUGCAAAAUUCUGUGAAAAAGCCAGGGCAUGAUGGGUCUGCCAUGCACCAACAUGUUUCUCACAUUUCAUUUCAUGUCACAUUUUUUCCUUAGUAAGAAUGUUGUGUCAGCUUAUCCUGGCACAAGUCCUUCUUCCUCCUUAGCAUUCCUCAGGGGAAUACUCAGGAUCCAUUGUCCCUUUCAAUAAGCAUUGUCCAGGAAUGUAGAAUAUAGAUGGUGUGUUGAAAAUAAAGGAAUGGCUACACAGAGAUAAGAACAGCCAUGUUUUUGAGCAUUGUGAAAUGACAUCAACAUUAAAUGGGCUGAAUAGGUGUGGCAAAUGAAGUCUGGCUUUGGUUAAAUAGAAUUUAAAAACAUGUCCCACCAAUAUAAUUGAUAUCAGUAUCAAAGUGCAUUGGAGGAUACCCUCCACAGAGGGAGAGUAUAGAAGCUUCUCUAAUGAUCUCACCACAUUGGCACUCUCCACAGAUUUCCUUGAUGCUCAGCAAUGUUCCAAAUUUAUUAUGUUAAUGAUGCGAACAUACUUCUACCAUGUAUCUCCUCACCCUUUUCCUCCACUCUUCUGUUAAAGUGAACCAUAUCAAGGAGCAAAGCAAAGUUAAGUUCCCUGCACAAGGGUCAAGGUUGGCCCCACAGUUAGACAGCUACAUCAGGGGUAGAAACAAGGUGAUGGACAACCAUUAUGGAUGUUUCACAAGCUUAAGUUUUCUUGUGAUGCCAUUGCCUUGGAUCCCAAUCCUACAACCAAGAGUUCAGAAAACCUUGAGUUAGCUUCUCUAUUGGAAAGAAUAAAAGGUUUCAGUUUUAUUUUUGGCUUAGGCAAGCAAAAUGUUUGGGGAGGAAAGAGAACAAGGGUAGGUCCUGUUACUGUCUCUGGACUUUUACUCUGUGCAUGCACUAAUUUUGAAACUGAACAGAUUAAACAAACAUUCCUGAAUGUUAUCUUUAAGCCAAUAUUAAGUAACACUUUUUUAAAAAGGUUCAUUUACACGUAUGUUUUAUGCCAUCUCCCUGUGGAAAAUACAAUGCUUACCAGCAGAUAACACCAACCUAGCAAAUAUUGCUGUGCAGUGUCUUAUCCUGACAGUUUAUUAUUUUUAUAAAUAAAUAGGUGUUUAAAAUUCAGCAUAACCAAAGAGUAAAAAUCCUCUGCCUACCCAGUCAUUAUGCCACAGAGGCAAUAUCCAGCAGAAGUGCUGUCUAUGCAAUUAUGCAUUAUCUACAGUUUUGAUAACAAUAGGGAAUAAACAAUGUUUCCCCUGUGAUUUCAUGCAAUUUUACUGUUUUUAUUAUUACAUUAAUAUCACCCCAGGUAGAGGACAUAGUCCUCUUUUCCCAUUAACCACUUUAAUCCUCCCAGCAAUCCUUUGAAGUAGAUUAGGCUGAAGGAUUUUGACUGAGCCUGGUCACCAGAGUGAUUUUCAUGGUUGAGGAAGAUAUAAACAAGAGUCCUGUAACUUCAUCAAACCCUGUUAAAACUUCAUCACUCCAAAUAAAAAUUGGAUGGUUUA